GUAGCCUCGUCAGUUGUUAGUCAGACGUGAAAAAAAAAAAAAUUUUCCCACGUGUUUACAUUCGAGUCUAUUAUAAGUCAUCGAUUUUCUUUUUAUUUGAUAGAUUAAAUUUUUGAACUAUUGCAAAUUCUCAAUGGAGACACGAGAUACGAUUUUGUAUUCAGUCCAUAGUGACAAUUUCCUUUGUGUUCGAUCUACAAGUGGUUAAUAAUUUUCCUUUUAUCUCUGAAUGAAGGAGCUUUGUCACGUGAAGUCAAGUCAGCCACCGUUUAUCUAUUAAAAUUAGCAAAACAGAUGUCUUUCGUCGAGUGAUAAUGAUUAGCCGCGGAAGCGUUCUCAGUUUUCGCUGAUCCAUGAUUCAUUCGACGGCCACCGCUGGACGUGUACGUUUCUCCGCUUUUCCCGUUAUCGCCCGAUCAGAAGUCAGUCUGUCUAUCAGUGUGCACGCAGUGGUCGUGCAAAAUAUAUUUCAAACUCGGUUGGUUUUCAAUUUUUUCAAAGUGUACGUUCACGGGAGGCGAACAAAGAGUUGUGUGAUUCGAGUGUCGACGUUGUUCCUCUUCACACGUUGGUUUGAAUGAACUUUGGGAAUGCGGGUUGUGGCCCGUCGCUUUUUCUCACCGUCAAUUCAGUGGAUGGAAUCGUUCUGAAUCGGCGCUGAAGAGCAAGACGGUCAGGAUGCUGAGCAGCUUGGCAAACUAUUUACUUGGAGGUAAUAUCUCCGGCGCGCAGGAUUCACGGGAAGGUUCCAAUAAUGGAACCCCGGAGUCUCUUCCAGUACUGGCGAGGCUCAGUCAGGUGGAGGUCGAGGGCGAGGACUGGAUCCUCAUUGACCGAGCAGUUGAGGGUGCGACGGCGCUGGAGGAGUCGUGGUACGUAACGCCACCCGCAUGUUUCACACGGGCGGGUCCCGUGAACGUGGAAACUUCACCGUUCGAGGAUCUGCUGAUCGAGCAUCCCAGCAUGUCCGUGUACCGAGCCACAGUGUCGCCGGUCGCCCCCGACACCCCACCGCCCACGCCUGACGCCCCGGAAGUCCAGGACGUCGGAGACGAAGACGUCCUCCAGGACCUCGCCGCCGAUCGACCCUCCCCACCGACCCGAACGCCCGCUGCCUCGCCCGCGGAACGCGGUCCUAGAAACAGGACCGAGAGACCACAGGCGACACCCAGCAGACCUGCCAUCCACGACGGCAGACCCGCCGCGGACAGGUCGAGGACCGAGAAGAGGCUAGUCCAACUUCGGUCCUCUGCGCAAAAGGUAAUUCAUUAUUCCUUAAUUAUUAUAUGUAUAUAAGCUAUCCAUUUUUCA
Molecule: messenger RNA, 1311 nt
Organism: Ceratina calcarata
Lineage: Eukaryota; Metazoa; Arthropoda; Insecta; Hymenoptera; Apidae
Gene: TP53INP
Product: Tumor protein p53 inducible nuclear protein
Exons: 3
Coding region: 679-1296 (205 amino acids)
Biological process (GO): autophagosome assembly; positive regulation of DNA-templated transcription
Cellular component (GO): nucleus; autophagosome
Source: RefSeq, a predicted model, not a curated record